AUGGAUGUCAUUGACCAUAAAGUACUGUUCAAGUCGUUCCUGUCGCUGUGUCUUCCAAAAACCAAGGAGCCAUUGGACCUGGGCCUGUACCCACCAGUCACCCGUUCCCUGGGGCACGCCUUGCCCGGUCCGAACCCCCUCGGGCCUCAUGCCUUCUCGUUCGGGCUCCAGCACGGAGCCCUCGGCCACGGCAACCACGGGCCACUCGGUCACCAUGGAAACAUCGGUCACCGGGCCGUACCCACCCUUGGGAUGCGGAAGGUCGAAGAAAAAUCAGAGCAGCCUAAAGAGACCCAGUAUCUCAGUGCAAACUGUGUGUUGAUGGUGUAUUAUAACGGUGACAUAUCGUCGAAUGUUGAUGAGCAUUUCUCUCGGGCACUUAGUCAGCCAAGUAGUUAUAGCCCGGAAGGAAAAUCUAGCAAAGAAAGCUGACGUGUGAGGACCAAUAUCUGAAGAUCCCCACAUCUGGUCGAUAUCCUCAUCAGUGACUCUGCUUCCCGCGAGCGGUUACCUAUGCCCGGAGUAAACAACGUGAAGUCAAAAUUGUCAUAGCCAAGGUUUCCCGUGUGAGUGGGAUCUCUGUUUCUGUGGCCGAUAUGGUGCCUUGCGGUAGCAGUGACGACUUAAAAAAACCUGUCUACGCUGCUCAGGACUCAUCUAAAUUAACUUGGUUCAUAGAAAGAACCCUCUGAGUGCGUUAGACAGACAAUGGGUUCACAUAGGGAUAUAACUGAUCGAUCUUAAUUCCAUUGAUAUAUUUACCCUCGCCUUCUUUAGAAAGAACAAGUGAAUUAAUUGAUGCCAGCCAUUGUUUUAUUGGCAAUGUUUUGCAAUGCAGUAUGAAUUAUUGAUUUUGGUCUAUGUUAAUAUCCCUAAAAUUCAUUAGUUUUGUAAAAUUUAUUACUAAGUGUUAACUGAUUUUUUAUUUCAAUUUGAAGAAUGUUCUCAUAUUUAGGUUAAAUGGAAUUACUUAAUUCAGUGUCAAAUAGAAAUAUCAUUAUUGCAUCAAACCAAACCAUUACGUGACAUUCGUCAUGUGAGAUGUUAUCAUUUGCGUAUAAACAGUCGUUUCAGUGACUUCUUCAAAUCGAUCAUCUGCUAGUGUGAAAUACAAAAUUGAAACUAAAUGUAAUCAGUCAUUUUGCUCUUUGAUUGAGUAUAGCUUUUAUCAAUAUUUCAUAUACUAGUUAAUGAAUGUAAACUUGUUAAAUAACAGCAUAUGCUUGUUUUUACAUUUUAUAUUUUCACAUAAUAUAAAAUAUUUAUUGCAAACA
Messenger RNA from Dreissena polymorpha, 1274 nucleotides. RefSeq names its product transcription cofactor vestigial-like protein 3. Gene Ontology annotation, cellular component: nucleus. NCBI's taxonomy places the organism in Eukaryota, Metazoa, Mollusca, Bivalvia, Myida, Dreissenidae. The record is from RefSeq and is a predicted model, not a curated record. Bases 1 to 432 code for a protein of 143 amino acids. The transcript has 4 exons. Gene Ontology annotation, biological process: regulation of transcription by RNA polymerase II.